Helianthus annuus (common sunflower) is the source of this 1755-nucleotide messenger RNA. RefSeq names its product probable serine/threonine-protein phosphatase 2A regulatory subunit B'' subunit TON2. Gene Ontology annotation, molecular function: calcium ion binding. The record is from RefSeq and is a predicted model, not a curated record. The transcript has 12 exons. Lineage: Eukaryota; Viridiplantae; Streptophyta; Magnoliopsida; Asterales; Asteraceae. Gene Ontology annotation, biological process: cortical cytoskeleton organization; microtubule cytoskeleton organization; regulation of dephosphorylation. Gene Ontology annotation, cellular component: centrosome; spindle. The coding region runs from base 139 to 1578 and encodes 479 amino acids.
AAUGUGGUCAGCACACCGUCUAAUCAAAUCACAAGGGGUCAUUCACCCUUGGACUAGUGUCAUUCUUUUUCUAGGGUUUCGUUGAAUCUUCUUCUUCAACUCAACUCAUAUCUAUCCGUAAAUUCAACUUCAACUUCAAUGUAUAGUGGUUCAAGUGACGGUGAAGGACACGAUGCAUCCUCGGUGGCGUCGCGGAAGAUUCCGCCGGCGUCUUCCAUGCUGUGGGUCCGUAACCUCCGCCGUUACAUCGGAUCCGGUGCUGGUCUCGGUUCCGAAGCUCUCAUGGAGCUUGAAACAAAAAGAAUUUUGCUUGAUAUAUUUAAAGAAAAGCAACAAAAGAGUGCUGAAGCUGGCACAAUCCCAAGUUUCUAUAAGAAGAAACCCGAAGAUGGUUCCAUCAGCCAUAGAGUCCAAAGGUUGGCAAAAUAUCGUUUUCUAAAGAAGCAAUCCGAUCAAUUGCUGAAUGCUGAUGAUCUGGAUGCUAUGUGGGUUUGCUUAAGAGAAAAUUGUGUUAUUGAUGAUGCCACUGGUGCAGAGAAGAUGAACUAUGAAGACUUCUGUCACAUUGCCUCUGUUUGUACGGAACAAAUAGGUCCGAAAUGUCGUCGUUUUUUCAGCCCUUCAAAUUUUAUGAAAUUUGAAAAAGAUGAAUCAGGAAGAAUUGCCAUUUUGCCCUUUUAUCUCUACGUAAUGCGCACGGUUUCACUUACUCAGGCCAGAAUUGAUAUGAGUGAGCUUGAUGAGGAUUCUGAUGGGUUUCUUCAACCUAAUGAAAUGGAAGCUUAUAUUCGAGGUCUUAUCCCUAAUUUGGCUCAACUACGUGAUAUGCCUGGACCUUUUGUUCAUAUGUAUUGUAAAAUAGCUGCACGCAAAUUCUUUUUCUUUUGUGAUCCCAAUAGACGAGGUAAGGCAUGCAUAAAGAAGGUGCUGCUUAGUAACUGUCUUCAAGAACUUAUGGAACUGCACCAGGAGAGCGAGGAAGAAGUUACUGAUACUGAACAGGCUGAAAACUGGUUUUCAUUGACAUCUGCACAGCGUAUCUGUGAUAUGUUUCUUGCACUCGAUAAAGACUCAAACGGUACACUUAGCAAGCAGGAACUUAGAGAAUACGCAGAUGGUACACUCACAGAUAUAUUUAUUGAGAGGGCAUUUGAUGAACAUGUGCGACGCGGUAAAAUUGGGAAUGGGAAUGCUCGAGAGAUGGAUUUCGAGAAUUUUCUUGACUUUGUUCUAGCCCUAGAGAAUAAAGAUACUCCAGAGGGUAUAACUUAUCUAUUCAGAUGUCUAGAUCUUCAUGGAAGGGGAUUCCUCACAACAGCUGAUAUUCACACGCUUUUCAGAGACGUGCACCAGAAAUGGAUCGAGGGUGGAAAUUAUGAACUGUGCAUAGAGGAUGUUAGGGAUGAAAUCUGGGAUAUGGUGAAGCCAGCUGAUCCGUUAAGGAUCACGCUUUCAGAUUUGUUAUCCUGCAAACAAGGUGGGACGGUUGCGAGUAUGCUUAUAGACGUACGCGGUUUCUGGGCCCACGACAACAGAGAAAACCUUCUUCAAGAAGAGGAAGAGCCUGAAGAAGAAUAGUGGAUUUGGUAUGCUUAAUAAUGUGACAAUAAUAACCAUAUACAUAUUAACACCCUUUCAAGAACCAUGUGUGUAUCUUAUGUAAAAAUUGACAAUUUGUAGUGCUUGCUUUACUUUACACACUAAUUUGUUUCAGUGCUAUUGAUUGUUAAAAAUGUACUAUAUGUUUGCGUGCAA